Molecule: messenger RNA, 669 nt
Organism: Fraxinus pennsylvanica
Lineage: Eukaryota; Viridiplantae; Streptophyta; Magnoliopsida; Lamiales; Oleaceae
Source: the annotation of a GenBank genome assembly
AUGAAGUUCGGGAAGAGAUUGAAGCGGCAAAUUGAACAGAGUUUGCCGGAUUGGCGGAAUAAAUUUCCGACAUACAAGGAAUUGAAGAAACUUGUGAGAUUGAUUUCUUCUGCUCCAAAGGCCGACAAGGAGUUCAUGUACUGCUUGAACAAUGAGAUCGAAAAAUUCAAUGCCUUCUUCAUGGAGCAGGAAGAGGAUUUCAUUAUUCGCCACAAGGUCAUCCAUCCACCCACUACUUUACUUACAUGUUUUAUGACGUCGUCGCCUGGUCGCCGGUCCGAUUGGAGUUGGAGGAGUCGGUCGCGCCGUCAAGCAGGAGACGACGAUUACGUUGGACAAAUCCUUCUUAAUGACAAGGUGGUGUUUGUGCAAGUGGUGGUGGAGAUGGUGGCAAAAGCAAGUCUUCUGUAUUUUUUGAUGAUAUUUGUGGUGGGGCAUCUGCAGUUGCUGGAGUUUGCACUUCUUCCAUGGGUGCUGGGCGCACUGAGGGAUCCAAUGGAUGCUGCUAAUCUCUUUAAGCCUAUGCUUGCAAGAGGUCAGCUGCGGUGCAUUGGCUCUACAACUCUGGAGGAGUACAGGAAAUAUGUGGAGAAAGAUGCUGCAUUUGAGAGGUGUUUCCAGCAGGUUUAUGUGGCCGAGCCAAGUGUUGCUGAUACUAUAAAUGUUUAA